UCAUUUGUGCUGACCUUCUACGGAUUUCUUUACUUGUUUGGAAAGUAUUCUGCUAUAAUUUUUCCACUGCUUAUUUUUGUUUGUUUGCUUUUUUAUCAAAGCUUAAGAAUUGUGAAAUGAGCUUUGACUUAAAAGGUUGAUUAAAUGGGACACAAAAUGGGAAACUGGACUAAAGACCUUGUUCUCUUGGUUUUAUGGACCUAGUCUAAAGCACAUUUAAUCUUGCCAAUUUUUAUCAGCAUCUGACAAGUUGUAAGGAAUCAUUGGGACCAUGCUGAAAGAGGAGUGCAAAGCUUUGCUGGAUGCUCUGAACAAGGUAACAGCAUGCUAUAGACAUCUGGUUCUCACCAUAGGUGGGACCUCGGAUACUCAGAACUUGCGUGAAGAAUUAAAGAAGACUAGACAAAAAGCCCAAGAGUUAGCAGUGGCUAACAGAAAUAAGCUGACCAACACACUCAAGGACAAAAGCUUAAGCAAGGAAGACAAAGCUGAAUUUGAAAGGCUGUGGGUCAUCUUUUCUACAUGUAUGGAGAUUUUAGAGACGGAUAUGAGACGAGCUUUAGAGUUGGGGCAAGAAUUCCCACUGAAUAUACCCCGAAAACACCUUAUACAGACUGGUAUGAGUGGGGGGACCUCUGGGGUUGCUGCCAGAGCAAUGAGUGUGCAGAACAUGAAAUAUGAUGCUGAACAUAAUAUAGAUGUGAUGGACCUUAAAGAUUUAGAGAAUGAGAUCAAUCAGGUUGAUGAGAUGAUCUAUGAGAUGGAGAUGAAGGUCAGUGUUCCUCAGUGGACUGUAGAAGCCAAACAGAACCCAGGUGCUGAACUUAAAUCUGCCACAAGUGCAGGGGCUUCUUCUCCUGGUGUCAUCUCUGUAGAUGACCAUAAUAAACCUGUUUGUGAUCUCAGCAAACUUCUAGCUGGAGUGGUUUUCAGUUCUGUUCUUAUUCUUGCUAUUAUAUUAGCUGUGUGUGUAGUAAAACUCUCUUAAGUAUAAAAAGCUGCUGUUGGUAAUGGUCUCCCAAAGAACAGUGGUCUAUUGAUAUACAUUUAACCAAACAUUUCAUUAUCCAUCACUGGCAAAUUCUCAGCUGGAUUUGGAUGUUGAUAUACCCUAGAAGAAUACAGCUUCAAACAUGAACUAUUGUUGAAAUGCCUGAAUACUAAAUUGUGUGUUUCUAUCUCAUUGUAUCUAAUCCCUUUCUACUUGAGGGAUGAGCUGCCUUUUGCACUAUAAGGAGUUGACACUAAACCAUCAUACGUAUUAUAUUUUAUAUUGUUAAAUAGUGAGAAUGAUGUACUAUAGUUGUGUGUAUAUAUUACACACACACAGUGUGCUAACAGCUGCAGUGUUAUAGAUAAUAUUAUUGCUGUUACAGAAUUACCUAAGUGUUAUUCUUUGAGACAAUGUAAAUUCAAAACAGACGCAACAGAGACAAAAAAGGUUACUCAAUGUUGACUGCAUUAAUGUACAUUUUUAGAGGAUAUAAGCUUUGGUGGCUGGUUUACAGAAUCUUAUUCCAAAUGCCAUCUUAUCAUUUGCACUAAACCACUGAAUCCUUAAAGCACAAAUAUUCAUAUAUUGUACUAUAGGAAAUAAGCACAAGACAGUUACAUGAAAUUAUCUAGAAUGCUUAUUAUACAUGUAUUGACUAACAAUUUGCAUUAAGUAUCACUAUUUUUAGAUCUUCAUUCAGAUAGGCUAAUAUCACAAUGUUCUGUAAUGAUCAAUGCUGUUUUGCAAGAGUAUUCUCAUGUUGCCUUUAUAUUCACAGAUGGGAGGGAAACUUACAAGUACCCUGAAUUAGUGGCGCUCAAUCAAUUUUCUUUUCAAAGUAGUAUAGUGUUUUUACAUAUAUGUUUACAUAGAAUUAUACUAAUAAAAAAAUAGGACCCAUAAAUACAUUUUAUCAACCAUUAAGCAUAGGAUUUGUGUAGUCCCUUUCCUUUGCAAUAAUUAUAUAAUUUGGACAUGAUCAUUUACAAGCAGAGUUUGCAGAGAAUGUUCCAUUGAGCUUGCCCCAAUUAUUAUUUAUAGCAAACCUUUCAGGAGGCUGUUAUAUAACCAUAUAAAAGCUAUAACGGCAGUGCAAGACCCAUAUCUUGUGCCAGUUGCAACAUUACCAUAUAUGUCUAUUGCCGGAAGGGUUUAAUGACUACCCUUUCUCAGACACAAAGUAGCUUGUAAGUGCCACAGAAAUAAUGUUGACUCUGUUUAUGUUCUGUGCAUGAAAAAUGCCUUUUAAGAUCCACCUUAUCUUUGGAGAUUUGUGUUUUUUGGACCCUUUGACUUGCACAUGUAACCCUCAUGCCCCAUUUUUGUUGUGAAUAGUUUAAUAGAGUGCCCAAUAGUGUAAUUGUAUUGUGUUUCAAUUGUAAUUAGUCAUUGUAUUUUGUGCAUUUAAAGGGACAUUAAAGUUGUAUUCUAUAUAUACAUAGCAUAUAUUAGCUAUUACAGAUGGCACUUGUAGCAGAUACAGGUUUUAAAAAGCAUUUCAAAUUUUGAUUAUUUUAAAUUCUGGGGAUACACAUCUUGAGUAAGUUGUAUCAUAUCUCGUUUUGUUAUGGUAAAUUAAGGACGUGUAAAUGAUGUCCUGCACUGAUCACGCCAUUUCUGUGUAGCAUGUUGUAGGGUUAUGUUUUUGAAGUCUACAGGAUGCUCCCCAGCCCCAUUUGAAGAAGAAAAAAAAAAGUGGCAAAAAAAUAUAUAAAUACAUUGCAAACGUUUUAUUCUUAAACACAAUGAUUAAUUAAACAUUUUACGUGCAAUUCUUUUUUGAGUUAAAUGUCCCUUUUUAAUUUGUAAAAACUCUUACACUUUUGAAAUUCAGCUUAGAGAAUAGGUGCAGUAAAGGUUAACUUAAAUAUCUAACUUAUUCAAUUACUGAAGCAACCAUGUAUAUGUUUGUGUUAUUUUAACCCACCCUCUGUGAGGGAAACUGUUUCCAAAGUACAAAAGUCAAUUUCUGUGAAUUUUAUUUAUGUAUUUUCCAUCAGAUAUAUUUUAAAGGGACAUGAAACCUCUCUUUUGUGAAUGAGAUAGAGAAUACAAUUUUUAACAACUUUCCAAUUUAUUUCUAUUUAUUUUCUUCAUUCUUCAGAUAUCCUUUAUUGAAGACUUUGCAACAAGUGAGACAAUUACACAAGGCAUAUAUGUGUAGCCACCAAUCAGCAGCUACUGGGAAUAUUUAGAUAUGCUUUUCAACAAAGGAUAUCAAGAGAAUAAAGCAAAUUAGAUAACAGAAGUAAAUUGGAAAGUUGUUUAAAAUUGUAUGUUGUAUUGGAAUCAUUAAAUAAAAUAUUUGGGUAUCAUGUCCCUUUUUAAGGUCAAUUAAAUCUUUUUAUGAUGUUCUUAGGAAUAGUUUAUUAAAUGUUUUAUGAGCAUUUUAUUUGGUGCUUUAUAACUUCACCGAAAGCCUCUGAGAUGGUUGCCAAUUCACUCAAUUCGUUGUCAAAAUGUAAUAUGUAUAAUAGAAAAUAAAUAAUUCUUUUAUAUAAA
Messenger RNA from Bombina bombina (fire-bellied toad), 3496 nucleotides. It is a transcript of the gene RGS9BP, whose product is annotated as regulator of G protein signaling 9 binding protein. The record is from RefSeq and is a predicted model, not a curated record. The transcript has a single exon. Bases 272 to 988 code for a protein of 238 amino acids. Gene Ontology annotation, cellular component: neuron projection; photoreceptor outer segment. Lineage: Eukaryota; Metazoa; Chordata; Amphibia; Anura; Bombinatoridae. Gene Ontology annotation, biological process: G protein-coupled receptor signaling pathway; detection of light stimulus involved in visual perception.